GCAGACAGUGAGUGUGGUGGGCGAGCUGGGAGGGAGCGAGCGAGCAACACUUGUUGUAAGAGAAGCGGGGAGUAGGAGGAUGAUGAUGAUGAUGGCUUGCCGAUGUCGUUGUUGUUGGUAAUUGUGUGGCUUUUUAAAGUCUCGGCGAUAGUGAGAUUUACAAAUCCGGUGCGCCUCGGCGUGUGUUUGCGUGUCGCAGCGUGCGCGCUUUGUAACACAAACCACGCAAUCGUGGCAAUGCGAUCCAUUGUAAAGUAGCGGGCAAAGCCACUCGGCACAAGGGGCUGGUUGUCAUGAAUUAGAGUAGAUCAGGACGAAGAAGAAGAAGGAAACUGCUCGGGACAACGAGGACGAUGGUGGUGGUGGUUUGUGACCGGGUCUGUGAUGCUGCUGCUGGUGGUGGUGGCGGUGAUUUUGGUGAACCCUGUUGGGAUUCUAGGAGGAGAAUGAGACUGGAGGAGGGGGAUGGAAUGGCUAAGGGAUGUUAAAUGUGCUCCCCAUCCCUUCCCAUCCUUAUCACCUCCGUUCUUCUGCUUUUGUUUGUGGAAGAAAACAACAAGAGUUACAAGCGACACACGCCACACGCCACACACGUGAGAUUAGAGGAGGGCAUCAGAAGAAGAUUCGAAUGUGGAGGUUUCUAUGGAGUGAAAGAAGAGGCCGAUUUGCAACGAGCGUGUUGUUUGAAUUGUACAUUGUACCAGCAUUCAGCCGGUUUGUUUUAAUUAUUGGAAGAAAAAGAACCAGCAAAUAUAAAUAUUACAAUUGUCAAGCCUUGACCACUGCCAAACUGGAUUGAACACACCAUCCCACACACACACCACCACACACACCACACACACCACCACCACACACAAAUCACACAUCACGAAGAUGAACAGCAACAUUCAUCAUCAGCAGAUGCAGCAGCAGCAGCAGCUGACUAACUCGACUGCCAUCCGAAGCGAAAUCCGGAGAUUCGAGAGCGUCCACCCCAACAUCUACUCCAUCUACGACCUCCUGGAGCACAUCGAGGACCCUCUGUUGCAGAACCAGAUACGUGAGCAUGUCAUCAGCAUCGAGGAUUCGUUUGUCAACAGUCAGGAGUGGACUCUGAGCCGGUCAGUGCAAGAGAUUAAAGUGGGGAUUCUAGGCAACCUGUCGAGUGGGAAGUCUGCGCUGGUGCAUCGCUAUCUCACGGGCACGUACAUACAGGAGGAGUCUCCCGAAGGGGGCCGCUUUAAGAAAGAGAUCGCCGUUGAAGGUCUCAGCUACCUCCUCCUAAUCAGAGAUGAAGGGGGACCUCCAGAGGCACAGUUUGCAGCGUGGAUGGACGCAGUGGUGUUUGUGUUCAGCCUCGAGGAUGAGAUCAGCUUCCAGACGGUCUACAACUACUACUCGCGUCUCUCCGCGUCGCGCAACAUGGCCGAUAUGCCCAUCGUGCUCGUUGGGACGCAGGAUGCCAUCAGCGCCGCGAAUCCGCGCGUCAUCGACGACGCGCGCGCACGCAAGCUCUCCGGCGACCUCAAGCGCUGCACCUACUACGAGACGUGCGCCACCUACGGACUCAACGUGGAGCGCGUCUUCCAGGACGUCGCUCAGAAAGUGGUGGCGAUGCGCAAGAAGUCCCAGCUCUCCGUCGGCCCGUGCCGCUCGCUGCCCAGCUCCCCCAGCCACAUCCUGGUGCAUUCCGCCUCCACCCCCUCCGCUGCCGUUGGCCAGGUGGUUGGUGGUGGUGGAGGUGGAGGAGGAGGAGGAGGCAGCAUUGCGAGCGAGACUCUGAGCGAAGGCUCCUCUUCUGUCCCGUCGACGCCCGGCGGAGGGCCUCGUGACGCCUCCAAGUGCCGAGAGGGCCCAGCCCCGCCAUUGUCGGCCACUCCGACCCCCGUGCACAAACCCUCGCGCUGGCGGUCAAACAUCUUCGCCUCGCGGAAAGGCAGCGACUCGGACAAGAAAAGCCUGGACGGGAAAUCGGACAGCAUCGGCAGUGGUCGAGAGAUCCCCAUUAAACAGGGUGUUCUGCUGAAGAGGAGCGGAAAGUCGCUCAAUAAGGAGUGGAAAAAGAAAUACGUGACUCUGUGUGACAACGGAACGCUCACCUACCACCCAAGCCUGCACGAUUACAUGCAGAACGUCCACGGAAAAGUGGUGGACCUGCUGGGCACGACGGUAAAGGUGCCGGGAAAACGCCCGCCGAGGGCCACCGUCCCCGGCAUGUCGGCCUCCGCGUCCGUGACGUCGGGCAGCGCGCUGAUCGGCGCCGCGGUCGGCUCACCGCUGGUUCCCGGAGCGAGUCCGAAGACCAACGGGCUGAGCAAGGAGCUGAGCGGACUCAACCUCACAGGCCGCGCGCCGCCACCCCACACGCCGCCGCACGCCCACACUCCAGAGCCGCGGCACCAGCGGUCCUGCUCCGUCUCCGGCGGAGACUCCUGGAACGACGCCGUCAUUUUCAUCAACUCCAGCCUCGGAUCGGUGAAUGGCGUUGGGGAGUCGCUGUGCGCGAGCCCGAGCUUCCCGAGUGUUUUGGGGGGCACCAGGGGUGCCGAGCCCCCCUCUUCUCCGCACGCCGGGCGCAAGAAGCAUCGCCGAAAGAAGAGCACCAGCAACAUUCGUGCCGACAGCAUUUUCACUUCGGCAGACGCCAAACGUAGGGCAUGGAAACUGAGCCGCGUGGGUAGUUUGAGAAAUUUAUACAGCAGCAGCAGCGUGAACUCGGAAGACCAAGAGGAUUCCUACGAGUUCACGAUCGUCUCUCUGCGCGGCGAGACCUGGCACUUCGCCGCGGCCAGCGCUGAGGAGCGCGAGUCGUGGGUGGCGGCGGUCGAGGGGCAGAUCCUCGCCUCCCUUCAAGGUUGUGAGAGCUCCAAGUACAAGAUGCGGCUCGGGAGCCAGAGUGACGCUACAGCCAUCCAGUCCAUCCGGAAUACGAAGGGGAAUGCAUUCUGUGCCGACUGCGGCGCACCAAACCCCGACUGGGCGAGCUUGAACCUGGGCGCGCUGAUCUGCAUCGAGUGCUCGGGGAUCCAUCGCAACCUGGGCACGCACCUGUCGCGCGUGCGCUCCCUCGACCUGGACGACUGGCCGCUGGAGCUGGUGACGCUGAUGAGCGCCAUGGGGAACGCGCUCGCCAACCGUGUGUGGGAGGGACUCCUGCCGCCGGGGGCGUGCAAACCCACGGCCGACUCGCCACGCGAGGAGAAGGAGCAGUGGAUCCGCGCAAAGUACGAGCACCGCCUGUUCGUGGCGCCGGCCCCCGGUAGCGGCGGCCGUGGCGUCGGCGUCGGCGCGGGAGGAGAGGGCGGCGCGUCGCUGGGCCAGCAGCUGCUGCAGGCCUGCGCCGAAGAUGACCUCGCGACGCUCGUGCUGACGCUGGCGCACGCCGCGCAGGCCGACGUCAACGAGACGUACGGGGACGGCGACGGCCGCUGCGCCCUGCACCUCGCCUGCGCCAUGGCCAACCCCGUGCUCACUCAGCUGCUUCUCUGGUACGGAGCGGACGUGCACGCCCGCGACGCGCACGGUCACUCCGUGCUCGCGUACGCGCGCCGGGGCGGCAGCCAGGAGUGCCUGGACAUCCUCACGCAGCACGGCUGCGUCGACGAGCCGCACGUCUCCCCUCCGAGCCGCGAGGGCUCCCUCAACCCCACCCCCAACCUGGCUCGCCGCAACAACAACUACAGCAACAACGCCGCCGGCGGUGGUGGCGGCAGCUUGACGGCACAAAACGCCGAGUCGGUCGUGGGCGGUGCGCAGCAGCAGCAGCAGCAGAGGUUCGAGUCUCCGGUGUCGAGCUGGAGUCCCUCGGAGCAGUGUGCAGGAGCCGGCUAUGCACCGCACGCCUCCGCGAUGCACUCUUCUUCCCAAGCGCACAGCAAGGGAAGGGCCUUUGACUUUGUGGCUCUGAGCGGACAUGCGAGCGGCAACAGCAGCAAUGGGCGAGGCUUUGACCCGGGAAGUAAUGGCAGUGGACGAACAAAACUGUGAUACUCGGUGUGAUGAUGUUUUUUUUUUUACACUAUGUAUAUUGUAAUUGUAUAAUUUUUUUGACCGUGCUUUAUUUGCUAUUACAAAUGUAAUUGGUGGGGUGGGGAGGGGGGAGGUUUCUGUCUGUGUAAAUCAAACUGCUUUGCAAGGUUUUAUUGUGGUCUGUUACACAAACGAAGCGGGGCCUGAAUGACAUCUAAAACAAACGUGUGUUGCUGCGUAGGUUGUUUCCACGGUUGCACCGUCACAGCUCUCUGCGACGCAUUUUCACAGCAUGUACCGCGCGAGUUGUUCUGCACGGCGUCCGAACGUUUUCGCUGCACGUGGAGGGAAACUUUACCAGGUGAAGUCCCACUGAGCUGCAAUGAUCUCUUUCAGAAGCGACCUGGCCACAAAUGAUAGCUCAAUGAAGCAUCUUAACAUCAUGUGGAAAUUGAUAGCAGCCAAAUACUCGAAAAUGCACGUUGAUUCUAAAUGUGGAGGGAAAAACUGGAGGACCCAGAGAAGAAUCCACAUGACCACGGGGAGAACACGCAAACUGGAUCUAACACUCCACGACCUCCUGUAAACUAGGCGAAGCAUUUAACAUCUCGCCACCGUGCUGUGGAGACCACCUUCAGUUCCUGAUGUUGUCCGUCGUGUAUGGCAGCAUGUGUGCUAGCAGCGUCCUUCAGAACUCGUUCCUUAAACGUUUCUGCCUGAAAAGGCUCACAGGACGUGGAGUGAAACAUCGGACGUCAUGCCAACCAAAACGGCGGUACAAUCCCGAAACACUUUGGAGCACUAAACCAACAUGUAGUUUGGAAAUUAUAAAACAAACGACUUGCGGGGGUGGGGGAAAACGCUAAUGUUUUGUGAGGUUGGAAGGGAAGAUUGUGCAUCUAGAGUAAUCUCAAGUGACAUGUUUUCUCACACCUGGAAGCCAAAUGGCAGUGAAAAAUGUUACGUUGGAAUAUUAUUAAACUGAUUUUAAAAAUAUUUUUUUUCCCCCAACCUCAUCGUGUGAAACGACUUCUAAGUGGUGGGGAGUACAAAAUAUGACUUUGAGCAAGCCUUUAAAUAUUGUCAGUAUUUUACCAUCAUUUGAAAUUGCACUGUUUAAAAAAACAAGUUUUUUUAUUAUACUUUUUUAGUAUUUCCUAUGAGCCCGUUGUUAUCAUUAUCGCUGUUUUUUGUUUGUAUUAUAUUGUGCACGGUUGUAGCGUUAUAACCAGGCUCGUCGUUUUUUUUACAUUCGGACCCAAAACUACGCUUGUGUACCAUUUGUUACUGCCAGAUAUGUCUCAAUUCAUAAUGAAUUGUAUCUUGCCAUGUGUAAAAAGAAUGAUGCAAUCUCCUCUUACUGUAGCUUACUUGGUCUUUAAAAUUAUCGCAUGGAGCAAGUUACUUGCAUUCGAUCCAGGACGGCAAAGAUGGAGCACACAACACCUGAGGAUGUUGUUGUUCUUGGCUGGGCAGCCAAGCACAUUCGGGACCAGUGAAACCCCCCCAACAUUGUUGUGUGUGUGAAUUACCUUGGCUUUUCGCAGCUAUCAAAUACUACGUAGAACUUAUCCACAGUGCUUUGUCAAUUCACUGCUGGACGAACGCCUCUCCGCCGUGCCGUGUCGGUCGUUGCAGUUUGACCGGACGUCACGCUGGUCAAUGUGGGGUCCGUGAAGACAGAGGCAAAACGACCAGUUCAGAUAUCGCUUACCAAUGAUGUUGGCUGUGGCUGAGAAUCCAAUUCAGGUCGGCAGGCUCGUCGCGCAAAUACUCCAACCGCUGUAUCACUGCUUGACCAAAAAAUAAUACAUGCUGCGGUGUAAAAGCAGACUGCAAGUCGGUGGGAGAAAUAUCCUCAAAUGUCCACUGCUGGUUUGUGAUUGUGAUAGAAUGGAAUGGCAGCCAUAUGAGGGAAUAGCAGGCAAAGGAGGGAUCGUACCUGAGAAGGAUGACCGUCGCAAACGAUUGCCCUCAUGUUAAACUCCACCAAGUCGCCAUCAGUCGCCUGUACCAAGUACUUUGUUGUUUUACGCAAGCAUGGUGUGACUGGUAUCUACGUUGUAUAUCAGCCAUGGUCUAGCCACUGCUGGAUGAGAGCCUGCCUGUGCCGUUGCCAUCAACCGCUCUCUCUUGCGUUGCCUUGAUCCAUCUUGUGACCUCCCUGCACACGAGCUGAUCUCAACUAUCCGUAGCUGCUGUUGUCGUCACCUCGGAUGCAUUCUUGAUGAAGUUCUAUCAUACUCUGAAGUUCAUUUCCAUUGGUUGCUAUGUUGUAAGAAAAUCGGAGAUGGUUGUUAUGUUCUCCAUUGGAUGUUCAUGCCUUAAUCUAUCCAUUCCAAAUAUUGGACCGGGUAGAGCAUUUUCACAGUCGGGGUCGGCAGGUCGUGCGUAGCGGCGCAAAGUGUGCGUACCAUUACAGCUUCCAAAAAAUAUCUGGCCAGUGUGGAGCAGUAGCCUUCUGCAGGGCUCAACCUUUCCCUGAUAUGAAGCAUUCGCCAUUUGUACAUAAACUUACUGCGACAGGGAGAAUGUCAUGUCAGAAAAGACAAACAAUUGAUUUUGGUUUUCCACUUCAUAAUCGUCCGGCUCAAUUUGCUAUUCACGUUUUUUUUUUAUGUAGAGGUGGCCGGGCGGAUCUGGAGGUCAACGUUGAGCUGGCAUCACUUAGAUCCUGGGUCUGGAUUCAUGCAGCCACCUGUAAUUAACACAGGGUUCUCAAGUCUAGGCAGUUCAUGGGCUUUGCCGGGCAACAAAGGCUAUACACACACAAUACCCCAGUCGUGCAAUUGAACAUCUAUACAUUUGCCAGUAAUUUAUUGUAAGAAUUAAUUCUCACCCACUUGUCGCUGCAGAAAUUGAGUUUCAAACAUUUCUCUAACGUCACGACGUACAGAACAUUGGAGGUCGUGUGGUCACAGGCAUUUGCUGUAUAUCUUGAUUUGAAGCUUUCGUGACUGCAGGAAUCCAUACUCUUUGGUUUUUUCCGUAAAGUCACGUAGGUAUAAAAUAAAAUAAAUCACGACGUUUCGGGCGCAACACAACCGUUACUCUCAUUUCAAACAUUUUAAAACAGUCUGCCUCAGCAGCAGACCAUGCUUUCCCACCUGAUGACGGACGCCCGAAACGUCGUGAUUUAUUUUAUUUCAUACCUACGUGACUUUACCGAAAAACAAUCAAAGAGUAUAUAUGCUGUAUAUGUAAACAGGUUUUUAGUUUAAAGCAAAUAUAGUUUGUGUGUUUGGAUUCCUUGCUGGGCCAAUACUAAAUUACAUUGCUGUUACCGGUUUUGGCGGUGGGAUUGGGUUUUCUCACAGCGCUUAUCUUUGGCCUAUUUCUGGCCAAAGCUAGCUGACGUUGUUGGUGGCGGUGGCGUGAUAUCUGAACCAUGCUGGGCGAACUGCGCCAUGACCAGCAUGGUGAUGUAUGGUCAAGCAAAUCUCAUUAAUGUAGGGAGGCCUUCAUCCAGCUGUGUUGUUGACAAAGGGCUGUGUGUGAUUAAUUAUUAUUGGUGCUAGACAAACAUGUUGACCGUGAUACACAUCCACAAUUCCAGACUGAUGCUGUGUAAUGUGUCCUGCAAAUGUAUACUCAAGGGCGGAAAUGUUGACUUCGUUAUUUUUUUAUUCCCUCGAUAGAGGUUCUGGUAGUUGCUUAGGCGUUUCGUAACCAAAAUACAAGACUUAAAAUCUUAAAUGAUAUGCAAUGUGUAACGUGUAAUGUAGUGUCUAAAUGUGACUAUCUUAAGGCUCCAUAUCAUGUCAAGAACGAUGUUCUAGAAAACCGUGAUAACAAUUGUAUGUUAUAGGAGAGCAUUACAAACCUACCAUUGUAACAUUACAACUCUUACAGAUGCAAAACAUUUCACCACUGUCCGAUGUCACCCUGCCCACUGUGCUCCCCAUCUGGGGAGUGGUGGCGCAGUGGUUUGCACAAAAUCAGAAUAUUUUAUUUUUACUGGAGGAAUCCGAUGAGCUACACAGCUCUUUUUCACAGCUGUACAGUAGGGGCACGGGGUCAGGACGGGACAACAAACAUUGCACUCUGAACCUGAAUCCAUUCCCGGCCAUGGCUAACAUCAGUGGUGAAUUGAUUUUGAUUUCGAUUUCUCAAGUCAGUCUCGGACCCCCACCCCCCCCCAUCCACACCACCCCCUUUGCCCAGGCCGCACGGACCAUCGUGGUGAAGUAUGGUCAAACUACGCCCAUGAGCGACACAGCGUGUGGAGGCCUUCAUCUAUGCAGGGGGGUUAACAAAUGCCGAUAAAUGAUCGUGAAUUAUUAUAACACUACAAAGUCAUACCUGUCAACCCCCUCAUCAGUGCCCUACCUUAUUACAGACCAAUUCAGAUCGUAUUGGUCACCCCCGUGCCCCUAAUACAUCUCAACGUUCAUCCUACAAAGUCACAUCGCAAGGGAGAAACACAAACACAUUGACACAAAAUGUUGCCCGUAUCGAAACGGCUGUAUGCCGUAUGGACCUGAAAACUCAAUUUCCCUGGACAAGAAUACGGGCUAAAACCGUACGGGUUGACAGGUAUGCAACAUCGUCAUGUGCGGGUCGAUAUCCAUUCAUAUUGUCCAUGCUGAUCCAUUUAUAGGUACCCCACUAAAAUAGACAAAUUCUUGUAAAAAAAAACUACGUUUUAAUUCAAAGUCUCCACACAUCUCCCACCUCACUCUACAUGCUCGUUAAAUAUUUUAACACCUCCCCCCGCCGCCCCAUCCCGUAACAUCCUCUAUAUAGCCCGUGUGAUUUGCUUACAUUACAAUCUUGCGUAAGCUGAAGGCAUGGGGGGGGGGGGGAGAGUGAUUAAUGGUGUAGAUAUCCACUGGGUAUCUAUAAAUGCAUCACCCUCUACUGAACGCUGGUUUAUUUAAAUGGCCUGUCCGUUCUAGAGAUUCGGAAACGUAAAUGCAUUAACAAAUAAAAUAAAAACCCUCAUCUCCCGCUUUAACGGAUGAAAUAACGACGGUAGAGACAGUUUUAUUUGGAGAAGUUGUAAAAAUGAGACAUUGUAAAAUGAAGAACAGUCACAGGGGUGGGUGGGUGGCUGGAGGGGGGAGGGGGUGUUAUUCCGUGUUCAGUUAACACCAACUCAACGUCUUAAGCCGCUUGUUUCAAUAAAAGUGCUUAAUGCAAUUCAUCGGUCAAGUACUUCACAAGCAACGAUUCGUGACGUCUCGCCGUGCCCCGGGGUCGCUGUCGUGGUGCGCACGCAUGGACUUGCCACCUCGAAGGGCGUCCCGUUAGAUUCGAUCUUCUCGGUGUCCACCGACCAUGCCCGCUGCUGUGCGCCCAGCACGGCUACGUUGGCUAACACGACAGCCACUCGAUCAGCAAGUCGCGUUUGUGCGGUGGGGUAAAGUGUGGGUAUGGGGAGCGGUGGAGCGCACUGCGCUACGAACCCGACGACGCGAGUUCUAUUCCAUGCGCGCGGCCACGCACAACCAGCGACGAUUAAUAUGAACCGGUGCUGGGCCUCCCCUAGGUCGACUCGGCCUCAAAUGAGUACCUGGUGCGGUGUAGAAACAUCGCCACUUAGGGAGACAAAAGGUGGUCAGGGCGUGGUGAUGGCCACCCCAUCCCCUCGUGUGCCGUGCCGGCCUUCAUAGGGGCUGCUCGCAAAACAGCGCUUGCCCCCAAAAGUCUGGUAAGCCUUAGCCAGAGUGGAAGAGUAGGCCAAAUUACCCUCUUUAAAAAGAGGCGCUCUCGAGUUGUCUAUUGAGAGGUCCAUCCGCAAGCAAAGUGGCACCAGCAAAAAGCACUUUCAGGGCUCUGGCACUGCGCCUUUCACCUCUCUGCCGCUCGGUCAAAAAACGUUUCGCUGCGAGAAGUUGUCGGCAGAUCCUCACCAUGUCGCAGGAAACUCGCCGUGUGAAAUACUCAACGAAGAUUCACGUGAUGUAAGUACAGAUAUCAAAUUCAGUGUACAGUACAAGUUAUAUGUUUUAUAUACAUAUAUACAUUUCAGAAACAAGUCGUCGAUUUGCUGAUGAAUUGUGAGCAUAACUUUUAAACCCUACCCAACUGCAUACAUGCCGCGCCGUAUAUUUACAAUCAACAUGUACGUUUGAUUAUUUAAAUAUUAAACAUUAUUUAAAUACACUU
Molecule: messenger RNA, 10059 nt
Organism: Lethenteron reissneri (Far Eastern brook lamprey)
Lineage: Eukaryota; Metazoa; Chordata; Hyperoartia; Petromyzontiformes; Petromyzontidae
Product: arf-GAP with GTPase, ANK repeat and PH domain-containing protein 1-like
Biological process (GO): activation of GTPase activity
Molecular function (GO): protein binding; GTP binding; GTPase activator activity
Source: RefSeq, a predicted model, not a curated record